AAAUGGGAUUUUUUGCAUACUUGUAAUAUCUACUUCCACUCUGAAAGCCUCAUGGCUGCCGUCUGAGAUUACGACUAUCGCCUCUUCUUUAGUUCUCUCUUUUAAUGCAGGUUUCUUUUUCAGUCUAUGGAAUAAUUUCACUAGUUGGAUAUUGUUAAAAGUGGGCAACAAUGGGGGUUGGUGACGACAUCGCACCACGUUUCACCCAGAAACCAGUUCUUAAACAGGAGGAUAAUGGCGCAAAGCUGGUGUUUCAGUGUACUCUGGAGGCUUCCCCUAAACCGGAUAUUCAGUGGUUCCAAGGGACAUCACCAAUCUCGCAGUCCAAUAGGAUUAAGAUGCGCGUGGAACCCGCCGGGGGCAACAAAUACAAUGUGAUGAUGGACAUUUUAGGUGUCACUGCUGCGGACGCUGGGACGUACAAAGUGGUGGCCAAAAAUAAAUUAGGGGAAGUGUCGGCCUCUAUCAACCUUAACUUUAGUGGUAGUCAAAAACAACAAGAUGGAAUUGCUCCAAACUUUAUACAGAAACCUGUCACCAAACAAGCAGAUAAUGGUAAAAAGCUGUUGUUUGAAGGUCAACUCACGGCAGACCCCGCCCCUCAGAUUACUUGGUUCAAGGACGAACAGCAAAUUACACCUGGAGGUCGCAUUAAGAUUCGAACAGAUCCACAACCUAACAAGAAAUACCUCUUGGUACUAGAAAUUAAUGAUGUGAAUGUAAAAGACGCUGGAAACUACAAAGUUACUGCAAAGAAUGCUUUAGGAGAAAGCAAUGCUACUAUCAGACUCAAUUUUGAUACUGACGAAUCAAAGAAGCCACAAGGACAGCCACCUAAAUUUACAACCAAGCCGACAAUUCGACAGGAUGGUGGCAAGAUCAUUUUUGACUGCAAACUCACAGCAGACCCCAAACCCACCAUCACUUGGUACAAGGGAAGUGAAGUUCUAAAGGAAGGGGGUCGAUACAACAUGAAAAUGACCUCAGACAAGAACACCCACAGUGUUUCCAUGGAGAUAUCUGGUGGGGGGAUGCAAGAUGGAGGGGAGUACAAGGCAGUGGCCAAAAAUAACCUUGGAGAAUCCACAGCAACUAUUACAUUGAACUUUGAAGGAAAAAAGCCUCCGCAAGGCAAAGCACCUCAUUUCCUGUCAAAACCAACCAUCAAACAAGAGAGAAUGCAGCUCUUAAUGACCUGUAACGUGGAGGCCAAACCAGAACCUAAGCUAUCUUGGUUCAGGGACAAUACCGAAAUCACCCCUGGGGGACGUUACAUCAUUGCUCUGAAAAAAGACGCCUCGGGACCAGACAGAUAUGUCGCCACACUUACCAUCAAGGAUCCAAAAGCGGAUGAUGGCGGUCAGUAUAAAGCUACAGCUGUCAAUGAAUUGGGAGAAUCCAAUGCUACAAUCACCCUUAACUUCCAAGUUCGACACGGCCUGGCAGUAGCGAUGAUUAUCGGUAUGGAUAAACCAAAAGGAACACCUCCGACCUUUAAGGAGAAACCCAAGGUCACUCAGAAGGACAAGAACCUUAUCAUUGAAUGUAACUGUAAUGCUAGUCCUAAACCGACCUUGACCUGGUACAAGGAAACACAGGUCCUGAACCAGGGCCCACGCUACAAGAUGCGCUCCACAGAAAAAGGAAAUGAUUACACCUUUUACCUUGAUAUUUUGAACUUCUCAGCUGCUGAUAGUGGGAACUACAAGGUUAUUGCUAAGAAUGAUGCUGGGGAAGGCACAGCCACCAUAAACAUCAAUCUAGAACCACCCAAGGAGAGCCCGCCUUCCAUCAAGGACAUGCCAAAUGUCCGACUUCUAGACAAUGGCAAGAGACUGCUCUGUGACAUGAGAAUCAACUCCAAGACCAAACCCACUGCCAUGUGGUAUUUUGGAAAUUCCCCUCUCAAGUCUGGUGGUCGCUACAAGCUGGAUGUGAAGGAGGAAUCUCCAGGGGUUUUCCUCAUCUUUUUGGAAAUUGCCAAUCCAACUGAUGCAGACUCUGGUGAUUACAAGUGUGUUAUCAAGAAUCCAUCAGGAGAAAUUACAUCUACUGCUAAAAUCAACAUGAAAGCUCUUCAACCACAAAUAAAAGGUGAGGGUGCCAAUUUCACACAGAAGUUGACCCCUAAAACAGUGACAGAGGGUGAAGCUCUGGAUCUGAUCGCCAAGGUGACUGGAACUGAACCAAUCACAGCCACCUGGACAAAGGAUCGUAAGCCAAUCAAACCUUCCGAUGGAUACAAGAUAACCUAUGAAAAGGGCACCUGUCGGCUUUAUAUAGCAGAUGUCAAGCCGUCUGAUUCUGGUGAAUUCAAGGUGGAAGUAAAGAACCAGUUUGGGUCUGCCUUCUGUUCUGCUAGUUUGGGAGUCAAAGCUGCACCAAAGAAACCAGAAGAAAAGAAACCAGAGGAAAAGAAACCAGAAGAAAAGAAAGUUGAGAAAAAAGAAGAACAACAAAAAGUUGAAGAACGUAAGGCUCCAGUAAAGCCUAAGGAAGAACCUAAGGCUCCUGAAAAGCCUAAGGAAGAACCUAAGGCUCCAGUAAAGCCUAAGGAAGAACCUAAGGCUCCAGAAAAACCUAAGGAAGAACCUAAGGCUCCUGAAAAGCCUAAGGAAGAACCUAAGGCCCCAGAAAAGCCUAAGGAAGAACCUAAGGCUCCAGAAAAACCUAAGGAAGAGCCUAAGGCUCCAGAAAAACCUAAGGAAGAGCCUAAGGCUCCAGAAAAACCUAAAGAGGAGACUAAGCCCGAAGCCCCCAAAAUUGUUAUUGAUGAUGAAGAAGGAACACCUGAAAAGAAUGGGGAAUAUGAAACACAAGGACCCAAGAGAAUUGUGGUAAAAAAGAAACAAGGUGCAGAACCUCCUAAAAAGAUUGAAGGACCAACUCACAAAUUCAAAGGGAAGCCCUCCAAUCAGAGUGUGGAAGAAGGAAAUGACAUUUCGUGUAAGUUGGACAUUGAAGUUCUGCCUGAUGCCCCUGCUCCCGAAGUCCGCUAUCUUCGAGGAGGCCGAGAACUAAAGAACGACAGUCGUACCAAGAUCGUCACCAAGGGAGACAAGAGUUCCAUCCAAAUCAGACGAUCACGAUUCACAGACGAGGCCAAGUAUACGGCUAUUUUGGAACAGGAUGGAGUUCCAGUUGAUGAGGCAACUUGGAGCGUGUUUGUCAAAGAUCCCAAAGACUCCCAGCUGGAUUACAGAAAUUUAUUGAAACACAGAGAUCACAAGAAAAAUGAAAAGGAAGAGGAAGACAUUGACUGGGGAUCACUUAAACCAGGCAGUAAUCAACAAAACCCUUCUCUUCAGUCAAAACCCCAAACCACGGUGGAUAAGAAAGGGCGACGCCCAUCAGAGAUAGAAAUGAUGAAAAAACAGCUGAAGAAGGUGCCAGGAAGUGACAGUGAAGAUGAAAAGGAUAAAGGAAGUAGGAGACAGUCGGUUGAAACACUCGAUAUUCCAAUUAAAAAACCAUCAGCUGACAAACUGGAGGCUAUAGACCAAAAACGUAGAUCCUCAAUGAAUCAGCGCAGAGCCUCUUUGGUAGAGCUCAUUCCUGACUGGCCAACUCUUCAGCAUAGGGAGGUCAAAAAAGAGGAACCAGACAAGUUUAUACAAGAUCUGCAGGACAUGAAAAUCAAGGAAGGCACGAAGGAAUGUGUAUUCCAGUGUGAAUUCUGUAAACCCAAUGCCAAAAUCAAAUGGUUCAAAAACAAACUGGAAAUUUUCAGUGGUCACAAAUAUCACUUCAAAAACGAGGGCAACAUCUAUAAACUUAUACUUAAUAAUGUCAAACUGGAAGAUGGAGGAAAGUACACAUUGGAAUGUAAUGGUGUCAAAACAUCCGCUUGGUUGUAUGUAGAAGCCAAGGAACCUGAGUACUUUUUCACCCAGAAAUUACCUGAGAAAUACUCUGUCACCAGAAGAAAAGAAGCUGUCCUAGAAUGCUUCAUCUCUGACCCAAGGGCAAAGGUCAAAUGGUACCGUAAUGGAGAACAUAUUGAUUACACACCUGGAAAAUUGGAGAUCCAAAGAAGAGAGAACCGCUGUAUCCUGAGGGUCAAAGACGCACAGCCCGAGGAUGAGGCCGAGUUCAUGUGCGAGUGUGGUGCCGCCACCACUGCCUGUAAACUCAAGGUCGAAGAACCUGAGUGGGACUUUAUGAAGCUGUUAGAGGAUGUAGAGGGAGUGGAACGUGAUAAGGCCGUGUUUGAGUGUGACGUCAACGACCCUGAGGCUGAGGUCACAUGGUGGAAAGGAAACAAGGAGCUGAGUGGAGGUGGAAAAUAUGAGAUCCAGAAAGACAACUUCAAACGUCGACUCGUGGUCAAGAAUUGUCACAUGAAGGAUGAUGGAGAAUACACCUGUAAAGUCUUGGAUAAAUCAACCACUGCCAACCUCUUUGUGGAACCUGACAUCAAAUUCUUCAAGAAGCUGGAAAACAAGAAAGAGAGGGAAACAGGAACAUUAGUGUUAGAGUGUAAAGCUUCUAAUCCACACAACCAGCCUGUCAAAUGGCUGAAAGAUGGCUUCCCCAUAAACAAGGAUGAUUCGAGAAUAGAGGUAACCAGGAAGGGUGAGAUGCAUAAACUUGUCAUCACAAAUCUGAAUCGCGAUGAUGCUGGCCAGUACACAUGUCAAGUUGGAGAGAGACCAACCAAGGCUGAUGUUGUUGUUGAAGAAUUGCCAAAACCACCAAAAGUGGAUCCCAAAUACAUCCCAGAAGAAAUUGUUGUCAAAAAAGGAGAGUGCAUUGAAUUGGAAAUUCCAUAUGUUGGUACACCUAAACCUGUUGCUCAGUGGAAGAAGGAUGGUACAGGCCUCAGUGAAGCUGAUACUGACAUACAAACAACAGACAGAUCAGCUAAACUCAGGAUUCCUGAUGCUCAGAGAAGUGACACUGGGGAGUACGAGCUGACACUCACCAAUGAAGUGGGAUCUGAAAUCAUUCCUGUUCCCGUUAGAGUUCUGGAUCGUCCUGGUAAACCUGAGGGUCCCUUGGAUGUUGUGGAUGUGUAUUGUGACCGAUGUUCACUGCUGUGGGACAGACCCAAGGAUGAUGGUGGCAGCCCCAUCAAGCAUUACGCAGUGGAGAAGAAAGAUGCCGCCAAGGAUACUUGGGAGGAUGUGUGCACCACAGAGGACUUAGAGAUUGAUGUCACUGGACUCAAGGAAGGUCAUCGCUACCAGUUCCAAGUUAAGGCAGUUAAUGCUCAAGGAAUUAGUGACCCUCUUGUGGCUGAUGGUGAAAUCAUUGCCAAGGAUCCUUGGGAUCCAUCUGAUCCCCCGGAGAAACCAGAGAUUAUUGACUAUGAUAAGGAUUAUGUAGAGAUCUCCUGGAAACCCCCACGCAAUGACGGAGGGGCUCCUAUUGAAAAGUACAUCAUUGAGAAGAAAGAGAAAGGAUCUGAUAAAUGGGAAAAGGGCGUAGAAGUGGAUGGCAAUGAUACUACAGGGACUGUAGAGGGACUGACAGAAGGAAAGGAAUAUGAGUUCCGUGUCCUGGCCAAAAAUCGUGCUGGCCUAUCACAGCCCAGUACAGUGUCACCUCCUGUUGUCACAAAGGCUCGCAGAGUCAAACCAAGAAUUAUGGACAAAAACAAAUUGUUACCAAUCCGAAUCAAGAGAGGUCAGCCAUUUAAUAUUGAUGUCAGCUACAUUGGAGAACCUACACCAACUAUCACAUGGAAGAGAAAGACACUGGAUAUAGACUCAGAUUCAGAUACAGAAAUAGACUUUAAGGAAGGCAAAGAGGAGGAGAUAACACCCGAUUCUAACGUACGCAUCGACAACAGCACGCCAAAGAAGACAAGUCUCAAAUACACAUCAGGGGAUCGAAAGGACACUGGUGAAUACACAGUGAUAGUAGCCAACAAACAUGGCUCAGACGACGCCAACAUUGAAGUUGUUGUUCUUGGUCCACCUACUAAGCCAAAUGGACCUUUGAUUGUGGAUAAUGUUACCAAGGACACUGCUACCCUGAGCUGGAAGGAGCCCACAGACACUGGUGGCAAUCCCAUCAGUGGCUACCGAGUGGAAAAGAAGGACACACAAAAAGGGAGAUGGGAACCAGUCAAGGAUAAUAUUAGUGGAAGUCCAUUUACCGUCCCCAAACUCACCGAAGGACAUGACUAUCACUUCAGAGUGUCUGCCGUCAAUGAGAACGGGGAAUCAGAGUUCUUGGAAACAGAUUUUGCUAUCACUGCCAAAAAUCCAUUUGAUGAGCCCUUCCCUCCAAGUCAGCCCAAAUGUAUUGAACAGGACAAGGAUCACAUUGUCAUCGCCUGGGAACCUCCGGAGAAUGAUGGUGGAAAUCCAGUCAAGGGGUACAUAGUGGAGAGAAAGGAACCCAGGUCCAACAGAUGGACGCCAAUCAACAGAGGACUUGUUCCCGACUGUGAGUUUGAAGACGAGAAGGUGACAGAAGGGAAGGAAUAUGAAUACAGAAUUCUGGCCGUCAACGAUGCUGGAAAUUCUGAACCUAGUGUACCAUGUAAACCAAUCACUGCCAAGCCUACCAAAGAGGCUCCUAAAGUUAACCUAGAUGCCUUGUUUGGUGCUAAAGAGAUUCGAGUCAAGGCUGGAGAGCCACUGACUAUUCCAAUAGGAAUCUCUGGUGCCCCAACCCCAACGUGUUCCUGGAAUAAGAAUGGAGGUCCAGUGGAUAACAGGGCCCAAUGCACCAGCAAUGAAGAUGAGGCUAAACUUCACAUUCCAAAAUGCGAGAGGAAGGAUACCGGCAAAUACACCAUCACUGUGUCCAACCAGUACGGCACACAGUCCGCUGAUAUCCCUGUAGUGGUCCUUGAUAAGCCUGGUGCCCCAGAGGGACCCCUGGAGGUCUUUGACUUGAUGGCCGAUUCCUGUAAACUCUCCUGGAAACCACCUCUGGACAAUGGAGGAGCUGAAAUUACUGGCUAUGUUGUUGAGAAACAAGAAGAAGGUUCGCCAACUUGGGAGAAGGUGACAGGACUGGGAUCAGGAACCACUAUGCCAGUCAAGGGUCUGAAGGAGGGCAAAAAAUACAAAUUCCGUGUCAAAGCUGAAAAUAUCUAUGGAGCUGGAGAACCUUUGGAAACACACAGACCUAUUGUUGCCAAGAAUCCAUUUGACACUCCUGAUGCUCCUAAGAAUCUCCAGAUUCCCAAUUAUGAUAAGAGAUCAUGUGAUCUGACAUGGGACAAACCCGAUUCUGAUGGAGGAAAUCCCAUCUCUGGGUAUGUUGUUGAGAAGAGAAGUAGGGGAGGUGACUGGGUACCAGUUAACAACUUCCCAGUGAAGGAAAAUAAGUUCACUGUCAUGGGUCUUCAGGAGGGAACUGUUGUAGAAUUCAGAGUGGCAGCAGUUAAUGAUGGAGGACCAGGAAAAUUCAGCAAGGCGACGCCCCCACAUCAAGUCAGGGACCAAGUCUUCCCUUCUGGAGCCCCAGGACAACCAAAUAUCGACAAGAUCACCAAGGACUCUGUAGACCUUUCAUGGAUUAAACCAGCUAAGGAUGGUGGCAAAAAACCAACUUCUUACAUCAUUCAGAAGAAAUCCAAGGGAGGCGACUGGGAGGAUUGUAAGGAGGUGCCUGGUAAUGAGACGAGGUGCACGGUACCUAAUCUGAAGGAGAAGGACGAGGUGCAGUUCCGUGUGAUCGCAGUGAACGAGGCCGGUCAAGGGGAGCCCAGCAGGCCUACCAACAUGAUCACUGUGGAACAACAACCAGAAAGGCCAAACUUGAGCAUGUCUGGCGUGAAGGACAUCAAUGUAAAAGCUGGACAGCACUUCCAGAUCGAAGUUCCAUACACAGGAUUCCCCAAACCAAAGGCUGUAUGGAUGAAUGGAAACAAAGAGAUUGAAGAUGACAUGCGUGUACAUUUGAAAGUGGCUGCUGAUCAUGUUACCCUUACAAACACAAAGGCUGAGAGAGGAGACGCUGGUAGAUACAGAUUGACACUGAAAAAUCCAUCAGGACAGGACUCUGGCUCUCUUAAUGUCAAUGUUAUAGAUCGCCCCGCAGCUCCUAAAGGGCCCCUGACUGCUGUUGACAUCAUGGGAGAAGAACUGACUCUUCAAUGGAAUGCUCCUGAUGAUGACGGAGGAGAAAAGAUCAAUAAUUACAUUCUGGAGAAACGCAAAGCUGGCAGCAAGAAAUGGCAGAAGGUGUCCAGUUUUAUAAAUACUCCAGAAUGUAUUGUCAGGAAUCUCGAGCCUGGUACUGAGUAUGAGUUCCGAGUGAUGGCAGAAAACAAGCUUGGAGUCAGUGAUGCUUUAGAAACAUCUGAACCAGUUUUGGCUAGAUUGCCUUAUGAUACUCCUGGUGCCCCAGGCACUCCUAAAUGCUCAGCUUACACCCCUGAUUCUAUCACCCUGGAAUGGAGUCCACCUCUGAAAGAUGGAGGGAACCCCAUCAAAGGAUAUCAGGUGGAGAAGAGGGAAGUUGGGGAGAAAAAGUGGACCAAAGCAAACUUUGCUGAUGUUUUGGACAACGAGUUCACAGUGAAGGGUCUGACUGAGGGUAAAGAAUACGAGUUCCGUGUGGCGGCUAUUAAUAAUGCUGGACUGGGAGACUUUGCUGAAACAUCAGAUGCUAUCAAGGCUCAGCAACCUCCAGUUGCACCAAAAGUCAGUCCAAACUUCCUUCCUAAGGAUAUCACUGUCAAGAGAGGAGAAGAGUUUAAGAUUGUUAUUCCUUAUGAUGGUAAUCCUAUUCCUAAAGCAGACUGGUCUGUGGCUGGUAAACCUCUCUCCCAAGGUGGUCGUGUGAGUUUUGAGAACACCCCUACAGAAAUCAAGCUGUUCAAUAAAGCAGCUGAAAAAUCAGAUUCCGGAAGAUAUAGUGUCCUCCUGUCAACAGACAAGGGCAGCGACUCUGCCUCUAUCAACGUUAAUGUCGUCGAUUCCCCCACUAAGCCUGAGGGACCACUGGAGGUUGGAAGCAUCACCCCUGACUCCUGUGUCCUCACCUGGAAUGCUCCAAAGGAUGAUGGAGGAAGUCCGAUUUCUAACUAUGUUGUUGAGAAGAUGGAUCUUGACACUGGAAAGUGGGAACCAGUCAGCAAAUUUGUACGGGGUACCAACUAUGAAGUAAUGGGUCUCACUGAGGGACAUGAGUACAAGUUUAGGGUUUCAGCGGAGAACCAGUUUGGUGUCAGUGAACCACUGGAAACCUCUCUUCCUAUUGUGGCUCAGCAUCCAUACACACGCCCUGAUCCUCCUGGACAUCCCAGUGUGUUAGACAUUGACGAAGCUUCUGUUACUCUGUCUUGGACCAAACCAAGAAAUGAUGGUGGAAAGAAGAUCAUAGGAUAUGUCGUGGAAUACAAAGACCCCACCACUGGUCGCUGGAAGGAAGCUAACGACUACCCAGUGGAUGAAUGUGUUUAUCAGGUGAAGGGAUUGAAGAAGGACAAGGAAUAUGAUUUCCGCAUAAGGGCAAAGAACAUCGCAGGCCUCAGCGAGCCUAGUGAUAUGGUCGGUCCCAUUACUCCUAAGCCUAAAUACACCAAGGCAUCUCCACCAGGAGUACCAGAGGCCGUCAACACUGGCAAAACAUAUGUUGAUCUUAAAUGGGAGCCACCUAAACAUGAUGGUGGAGCUAAAAUUACAGGCUAUCUUGUUGAGAAGAGACCAAAGGGAGCAGAGAUGUGGUCCAAGUGUAAUGACUACCCCUGCACUGACCCUGCUUUUACUGUCGCCAACCUUCCCGAGGACUCAGAGUGGGAGUUUAGAGUUAUGGCUGUUAAUGCUGCUGGAAAUAGUGAACCCAGUCUGUGCUCACCAGCAUACAAGAUCAAGGAAAAGAUUGUUGGCUCAGCCCCAGAAUUUAUCAAGAAGCCUGCAGACAGCAAGGCACCUAUUGGAGGAGAAGUUUCCUUCACGGCUGAGGUUCAUGGCAAACCUUUCCCUACUUGUCAGUGGUACAAGAAUGGCAUUCCUGUGGGCACUGGUGGCCGUAUGAGAAUGAUUAAAGAGGAUGACGUCUUUAUUUUCGUUAUUAAUGAAAUUUAUGAUAAAGACGAGGGAGAAUUUACCUGUGAAAUUUCAAACCCACUUGGAUCAGAAAAAGCAACUUGUCGAUUAGAACUUCAAAAUCCACCCAAAUUUGACAGAGACAUCAAAGACCAGAAUGUAGAGCUUGGAGAACAACUCAAGAUUAAGAUUCCUUACUCAGGCACUGGACCAUUCGAUAUCAAACUCAAGAAAGAUAAUCGUGAAGUGAAAGAAAGUGACAGGGUGAAGAUCACACCAUUUGAUGAUUACUUAAUACUAAUAAUCAAAGAUUGUACCAGAGAUGACACAGGUAGAUACCAGUUGGAGGCCAGCAAUCCUUCUGGAAGUGCUUCGAUUGGUUUUGGACUCAAUGUUGUCAGUGCUCCUUCUGCCCCCACUGGACCUUUGGAAAUCAGUGACAUUACAAAGAAUGCCUGCAGAUUGUCUUGGAAACCUCCCAAGGAGACAGGCGGUGCCAAGAUAACUGGUUACGUUGUUGAACGUCAGGAAGUGGGCAAACCUUACUGGGUCACUGUAUCCUCCCACUGUAGGGACACUCACCAAGAUGUCCAAGGCCUGUUUGAAAAUGAGAAGUAUUUGUUCAGGGUCAUGGCUGUGAAUGAGCAUGGACAAUCGGAACCUCUGCAAGCUGAGAAUCCUAUUGUAGCUAAAAUGCCAUUUGAUGCACCAGAUACUCCUGGCACCCCUGAAGUCACAGAAGUGGGUGGAGAUUUCGUUAGCCUCAAAUGGGAUAAACCUAAGUCUGAUGGAGGGGGAAGGAUCAAGUCUUACUGGGUUGACAAACGUGAGCAUGGAACCGAAAACUGGCAUCGUGUCAAUCUUACUCCCUGUCUUACAAACAUGAUCAAUAUUCCAAACCUUAUCGAGGAUAAAAGAUAUGAAUUCCGAGUGUUUGCUGAGAAUGAAGCAGGAAUGAGUAAACCAUCACUAGCAUCCACCAGUGUGAAAAUCAAGGAUCCUCAUGCUGCUGUAGCCCCUGAGAUUGUAGAAGGUCUUAGAGACAUUCAGACAGUGGCUGGCAAAAAUGCCACCUUUGAGCUGGAAGUCUCUGGCAAUCCCAAACCAGAGGUUCAAUGGUACAAAGGAUCUCGAGAAAUCUAUGAUGAUAAGAAGUUUGAGAUCAUUGAAGAAGGAAAUCUUCAUAUAUUGUCUAUCAAGGAUGUAUACGGAGAGGAUGCUGAUGAAUAUUCUGCUAAAGUCUUCAACAAAGGUGGAUCUAAGGUGUCAAGGGCCAAUUUGAGCAUCAGAGCUCCACCCAAAAUUAAUGUACCAUCCAGAUUUAAGGACGUCAGCACAUUCGAGAAGGGAGAGCCAGUUGUCAUCAAGAUACCAUUUACAGGUAACCCCAAACCGACCGUAAAAUGGGUCAGAGAUGGAGAGGAGGUCAAGGGCCGUAACUACGUUCAGGAAGUGACUGACCGCCAUGCCAUUCUGACCAUCAAGGAGGCUAACAAGGAUAAUGAUGGUCCUUACAGACUGACCUUGGAGAAUGAACUUGGAACUGACACAGCUGUUAUUAAGAUCCAGGUCAAUGAUCGUCCUGACCCACCACGAUUCCCUGUGGUGGAGAACAUUAGAAGUGACUCUGUGGUCCUCUCCUGGAAGGCACCACUGAAUGAUGGUGGUAGCUUUAUCACUGGAUAUGACAUUGAAAAAUGUGAACCACCAGGAACUAACUGGGUCAGAGUGGCUAACACAAGGAUGACCUUCCACAACAUUCAGGGUCUGUCAGCUGGUAAGGAAUACCAAUUCCGAGUCAUCGCUGAGAACUUCUACGGCAAGAGUGACCCUUGUGAGCCCACAUCUACCAUCAAAAUGGAGGACUCUGAGGACAAGAAGAGAAAGAAGCAUGAAGAUGAGAUGGGAAGAAAAGUCAGAGGAAAAUAUGAUGGUCCCAAGAUUAAUGACUACGACAAAUUCUAUGAGGAUUUGUGGAAAAAGUAUGUACCCCAACCAGUCCAGGUCCGAACAGACAAUGUGUACGAUUAUUAUGAUAUUCUGGAGGAACUCGGCAGUGGUGCUUUUGGAGUAGUCCAUCGUUGUGUUGAGAAGGCCACUGGCCGAGUGUUUGUGGCCAAAUUUAUCAACACUCCUUACCCACUGGACAAGGCUACAGUCAAAAAUGAAAUCAACAUCAUGAACCAGCUUCAUCAUCCUAAACUCCUUCAACUCAAGGAUGCAUUUGAUGAUCGUCAUGAAAUGAUCUUAAUCUUAGAAUUCCUGUCUGGGGGAGAGUUGUUUGACAGAAUAGCUGCGGAGGAUUACAAGAUGACUGAGGCUGAGGUGAUAAACUACAUGAGACAAGUCUGCGAGGGACUCAAACACAUGCACGAGAACAGCAUUGUCCAUCUUGACGUCAAGCCUGAAAAUGUGAUGUGUGAAACAAAGAAGUCCACCAAUGUGAAGAUGAUUGACUUUGGCUUGGCCACCAAACUGAAUCCUGAUGAGAUAGUUAAAGUGACCACAGCCACAGCAGAGUUUGCUGCCCCUGAAAUUGUAGACUCAGAACCCAUUGGUUUCUACACAGAUAUGUGGGCUGUUGGAGUGCUGGCUUACGUACUGUUGAGUGGAUUAUCUCCCUUUGCUGGUGAAGAUGAUUUGGAGACUCUACAGAAUGUAGGUCGCUGUGACUGGGAGUUUGCUGAGGAGGCUUUCUCUCAAGUCUCUCCUGAGGCCAAGGACUUCAUUAGGAGACUCCUCGUCAGAAGGCCUCAAGAAAGAAUGACUGUCCAUGACUGCUUAGAUCAUGCAUGGCUGAAGGGUGAUCUUAGCAGUAGGACUACCAGAAUUCCAUCUAGUCGUUAUGAUGCAAUCAGAGCCAGGAUCAAGGAACGAUAUGCUGACUGGCCACAACCUAUGCCAGCUAUCGGACGCUUGGCUAACUUCAGCUCCCUCAGGAAACAUCGUCCCAAGGAAUACAACAUCUAUGAUGCCUACUUUGAUCGCAAGGAGGCUGCUCCAAGGUUUAUCAGGCGUCCAAGAAAUGUUAUUGUUGGAGAAGGCAAUAUUGCUAAGUUUGACUGUAGAAUUAUUGCUGCCUCUGCGCCCAUUGUCACCUGGCAUUUUGAUGGAGGUGCUCUUUCUCAGAGUGUGAAGCACAUGCAGAAAUAUUCGGGCACCGAGUACGAGUUAAAGGUCAGUCGGUGCAAGAAGGAGGAUGCUGGAACUUAUACUGUUAUAGCCGAGAACUCGUUUGGAAAACGUGAAGAGAAGGCAUCACUCAAAGUAGAACCUGCUCCUAAGAGAGAGAUUCCCCUCAGCAGGGAUACCACACCAAUGCGCAGAUCCAGACCACCGUCCAUGGUGAGAGAGAUAGAGAAACCAAAAGAGGAACGGCCUGACUUCAACUUUGGCCUGCGUCCUCGUCUGAUCCAGGCUGGACAGGAGUUUAAACUUAUCUGUUGUGUUCAGUGUACACCAACACCAAAGGUGACCUGGACAAAGGAUGGUCGUGACAUCACCCACAGUGACCACUACUUGUGUACAUAUUCCAGUGGUGUGUGUACAAUGGAAGUACAGUGUGCACAUGUGUCAGACACCGGAACGUACACAUGUAUUGCUGUCAAUGAACUUGGAACAGAGGAAACAUCCAGCUACGUUGUUGUAGAAGACCGAGCUCAUGAGGGACUUGACUUGAGGAAGAGUGCUAAAUCUCGCAGUGUACGCCAGACAAAAUCUGGUUACAGCAGUCGAUAUGAGGAUUCCAGCUACAGCGAAUCUUCCUACUCCUCAUCCACGAAGACAAGUCGCUCCUCAAGGAAAUACACUGAAGAAACUGUCGAGGAAAGCUCCUAUUCCUCCAGGCGAUCUGACCGCUCAGAGAGGAAAAAGAGAGAGGAACCAGAAGAAGUAGCCCCUGCCUUUACAUCAAACCUGUCCCCAGAAAUUCUUAAGGAAGGAGAUCGCUUAAAGCUGACCUGCUCAGUCAAAGGAACCCCAGACCCAGACAUUGAGUGGUACUUCAAUGGACAGCUGUUAAAGAGUGGUGGUUCUGUGAAGAUCAGGAACAUUGCUGGUAGCUGUUCUUUAGAAAUUAACGAGGUUUCAAUGGAUGAUGACGGAACCUACACGUGUAAAGCCCUCAACUCAGCAGGAGUAGCGUCCACUAAAACUAGUGUACAAGUCACUGCCAAGCCACAAGAGAAAUUAGCUGAACCUCCCCGGUUUAUUACCCACCCCUUAGGUCUAAGAUUAAAAGAUGGCGACCCAGCCACAUUAGAAUGUCAAAUUUCAGGCUCACCUGAGGUUAAAUGGUACAAAGGUCGAGAACAAAUCAUGGACAGCGAAGACUUCCGUUAUGAAAACGAUGGUGACACAUACAGACUGGUAAUAGCUGAAGUGUUCCCUGAGGACAGUGGAAUGUACAAGUGUGUGGCUGAAAAUGAGGCUGGCUCCACCUCUAGCAGCUUCACUGUUUUCGUAGAAGUGCCUGAUGAGGAACCCCAAGGUCCCCAAUUUAAGAAAUUCCCCCAAUCCAGAACUGUAGAUGAGGGAUCCUCCUUCACAGCCACUGCUAAUUUAGACGAUGUGGAAUCUGUUGUUUGGACCAAAGAUGGUCGGGAAAUAGAAGACACAGGUAGAUUCAAAUUCAGCCAAGAUGGUAACUCUUUCACCUUUGAGAUACCUGCAGCACUGGCAACAGAUUCUGGUGUUUACUGUGCCAAGGCAACAAGUAGUAAAGGAAAGGCCGAGUGGCAGUUCACACUCGUAGUGCGAGUAAGUUCUUCCCCUUGUGCUGAUAUUGAUGUUCUGCAACUGAUCAAGUCAAUGCAGCAAUGAAGUUUCUGAUAGUUAUCAUCAUAGACAUUGUCCACUUGUUUGCCAAAAGUCAUGGAUUCCAUCCACGUGAUCAUCAAUUUGGUGAACCAGUUUAGGGUCUUUCUGAUAAUGGGAACCAGAUGACCGUACAGAAAGACAGAAUAAUACCAAUAUGACUGUGCAAAUAUUGGCUGCAGACUUUGGCUUGUUUUGACUUGCAUUGGAGAUUUUCAAAUCAAUUCUAUCUGAUGAACUCUCAUCAGAAAUUCACAGACAGUUGAAUGAGUUGAUAAAUGUGGAAUGUUAUUCUCAUAAAAUGUGUUUUUUUUUCUAUUUUAUCAUAUACAGAUUAAAUUUUAAUAUAUUUAAAUAUUGUUGAAUAUAUGAAAAACCAUUUACGUCUUUCAUUAUCGGUUUGAAGAGUUAAACUAUAUUUUCAUUGUAUAUUUUUUAUUUAUUUUAAUGGACAUAGCCCUGUUCAACAGUAGACUAUUUUUUAUUUAUUUGUCAGUUACAUAAAACAGCACACCAACUUGAUAAAUAUCUGAGAGAAUCUUGUUGUAUGAGGAAUGAAAAUCUUAUAAUGUAUGAAUUGACAUUCGAUCUGGCUUGUGAUUUUUCGAAGAAAAGUUCACCAGUAGCUAUUAAAAUUUAAUGCUUAGAGUGAUGUGCUAAUCCCUUCUAGAUUCUUGUGCAGAAUAAACCAAGUACACAGCAUAUUUUAUAGACAAAGGAAAUAUCAUCAAAAUUGUUGCCCACUGUCAAAGGUAGAUAAUUGCUGUUGUACAUGGAAUUUCUCCAUUAGGAAUCUUGUAUCAGUUUCCUCCCCUGCUUUGUACUCCAUGACAAAUGUUCACAUAUAAAUGCUGUUUUCCACAAAA
This is a messenger RNA of Saccostrea echinata, 15637 nucleotides long. RefSeq names its product twitchin-like. The transcript is spliced from 98 exons. Gene Ontology annotation, biological process: protein phosphorylation. NCBI's taxonomy places the organism in Eukaryota, Metazoa, Mollusca, Bivalvia, Ostreida, Ostreidae. Gene Ontology annotation, molecular function: ATP binding; protein kinase activity; protein binding. The record is from RefSeq and is a predicted model, not a curated record. The coding region runs from base 171 to 14777 and encodes 4868 amino acids.